Messenger RNA from Conger conger (European conger), 1549 nucleotides. RefSeq names its product acidic mammalian chitinase-like. The record is from RefSeq and is a predicted model, not a curated record. Bases 1 to 1440 code for a protein of 479 amino acids. Gene Ontology annotation, cellular component: extracellular region. The transcript has 11 exons. Gene Ontology annotation, molecular function: chitinase activity; chitin binding. NCBI's taxonomy places the organism in Eukaryota, Metazoa, Chordata, Actinopteri, Anguilliformes, Congridae. Gene Ontology annotation, biological process: carbohydrate metabolic process; chitin catabolic process.
AUGGGCAAGCUACUGAUCUGUGUUGGACUCGCUCUCCUGCUGCACGCGCAGCUAGGAUCCUCCUAUCUGCUGUCCUGCUACUUCACCAACUGGGGGCAGUACAGACCAGGAGCCGGGAAGUAUUUCCCCCAAAAUGUGGACCCAUGCCUUUGUGACCACCUGAUCUAUGCCUUUGCGUCCAUGAACAACAACGAGAUUGUGACCUAUGAGUGGGAUGAUGUCAAGCUCUAUGGCGAGUUCCAGGCCCUGAAGAACCAGAACAGCAACCUGAAGACUCUGCUGGCCAUUGGAGGCUGGAACUUCGGGACAGCAAAGUUCCACGCCAUGGUGUCCAGCUCUGGCACCCGCCAGACCUUCAUCGCCUCUGUCAUCAAAUUCCUGAGGCAGUACGAGUUUGAUGGUCUGGACAUCGACUGGGAGUACCCUGGAUCCCGAGGAAGCCCUCCUGAGGACAAACAGCUCUACACCACCCUGGUGCAGGAAAUGAUGGCUGCCUUCGAGGCUGAGGGCAAGUCGACCAACCGCCCUCGCCUCAUGCUGACCGCUGCCGUGUCUGCAGGAAAGGGCACGAUCGAAUCUGCAUACCAGAUUGCUCAGAUUGGCCAGGUCCUGGACUACUUCCAUGUCAUGACCUAUGACUUCCAUGGCAGCUGGGAGCACCAGACCGGUGAGAACAGCCCCCUGUACAAAGGACCUUCUGAUCAGGGCGCUUACAUCUACUUCAACGUGGACUACGCCCUGAAUUACUGGAAGACCAAUGGAGCACCUGCUGAGAAACUUCUGGUUGGAUUCCCCACCUAUGGACACACCUGGAAGCUGGCUGGCUCCAACACUGGGGUGGGAGCUCCUACUGCUGGUCCUGGACCUGCUGGACCCUUCACCAGACAGUCUGGUUUCUGGGCCUACUAUGAGAUCUGCACCUUCAUCAAGCAGGGGGCCACUGAGGCCUGGAAUGCCCCUCAGGAUGUGCCCUAUGCCUUCAGCACGACCGAGCGCGUCUGGGUCGGCUACGACAACGUCAAGAGCUUCAACAUCAAGAUCGAUUGGCUGAAGAAGAAUCAGUAUGGAGGAGCUAUGGUGUGGAGUCUGGACCUUGAUGACUUCAGCGGGACCUUCUGUGGCCAGGGAAGAUACCCCCUGAUCAGCACUCUGAAGAGUGGACUUGGCACCGGCCAGAGCUGCACUGCCCCCAUCAACCCCCUGCCCCCCGUCACCCAGGCCCCCCCUCCCCCUCCCAAGCCCCAGCCUGGCGGUGGUGGCCACAGCAGCGGAGGUGGCAGCGGAGGUAGCGGCUUCUGCGCCGGAAAGUCCAACGGACUCUACCCCGACCCCACCAACAAGAACCACUUCUACGAGUGCAGCCAGGGACAGACCUACCAGCAGCACUGUGCCACAGGCCUGGUCUUCGACACCAGCUGCAACUGCUGCAACUGGGCCUAAGCAGCCGCGGUCCCAACCACCCAUCAUCCAUCUGCAAUCUCUGAAUUAUGCUAAAAAAACCCAUUAUGUAAAAAUAAAUUAAUAAAAGAAACAAAUCCUGCUGAGCAAA